UUCCACCAUUCAGCUAACUUAGAUAAUUUUUUCCGGUACACCGGAAUUCGAGAUGCAAGGAGGAGAAGGGGUGGUGGUGAGAGGCCGAGUCGAGAUCGACACUCGACAGCCGUUUCGCUCCGUGAGAGAGGCCGUGAUGUUGUUCGGAGAGAAAGUGCUCGCCGGAGAAGUCUACGGCAACAAACUCAAAGAGAUGCAAAACAAAGCAAAAAACCAGCCAUCAAAGCUGGGAGCAGUGAAAGCAGAGCUAGAAGAAACCAAAGAAACCCUAUCAAAGGCAAAAGAAGAAGGAAAUCUCAUGGCUCACUGCUUAAAUUCACUAAGGCAAGAACUCGAACAGACGAAAAAGGAGCUUCGACACCUCAAAACAAGAGAAACCCUAUUCGAACGAGAGGUCGAAGAGGUCAAAUUCAUCGACAACACCAAAGACAUCGUGGAGAUGAAGCAUGAAGGCAAGAUUGAGCUGCAGAAGAAGAGAUCGGUCAAGUUUGCUAGCCCGCAGCUGCUGACGAAGGUGCUGGAUGACGAAGAGUUGAAGAAGAAGACGAAGAAGAAGAAGAAGCCGUUGGUUCCGUUGAUCGGAGGGUUGUUCUUGAAGAAGAUCAAGAAGGGAGCUAAGGAGAGUGAAUCUUGAAUUUUUCUUUCUUUAGUUCAAAGAUGUUUUGCAUGAAAAUGGAAGGAUUUUACUUUUUUUUAGAGAUUACUCGAAAUGUUGGUUGUAAACACAGAUAAAAUGAGAUCUCUUGAGAUCGAAAUCCUUCUUUUUUCAUGUUUUGUUACUAUUAAUUGAAAGUGGUUGUUUGAGGUUAA
Messenger RNA from Salvia hispanica, 810 nucleotides. NCBI's taxonomy places the organism in Eukaryota, Viridiplantae, Streptophyta, Magnoliopsida, Lamiales, Lamiaceae. The record is from RefSeq and is a predicted model, not a curated record.